AUGGCCGCUCGCCGGUCCUUGGCUCGAUCUAUCCCCGCCCUUCGCUCGGUUCCCCGCACACCGGCUAUCGCGAGGGCCUCCAAUGCCCGCACUCUUGCCACUGCUACUCCAGCGGCCAGAAUGACCUCCAAGGCUUCCAUCUCGACGCCCGGGGCUAUGUCGGCCGCCCGUCGACUGCAUGCCACUGCUCAGCAACUUGCACCUUCGACUACCUCCGCCGCCAGCACUGCUACUGAGUACCCAACCUCCCACGAACAGAUUGCCAAGCCAAUUGACACCACCAAUUUCUUGGACAAUGAGUUUGUGUCUUCCCAGGCAACCAAGUGGAUUGACCUCCAUGACCCUGCUACAAACAACCUCGUCACUCGCGUUCCUCAGAGCACGGAUGAGGAACUCAAGGCCGCUGUUAAGUCGGCCGAGAAGGCGUUCCCUGCCUGGCGUGCAACCAGUAUCAUGGCUCGCCAGCAGAUCAUGUUCAAGUUCACUAGCCUCAUCCGUGAGAACUGGGACCGCCUCGCUGCUUCUAUUACCCUUGAGCAGGGAAAGACCUUUGCCGAUGCCCGCGGUGACGUCCUGCGUGGUCUGCAGGUUGCCGAGACCGCCUGUGGCAUUCCUUCGCUCAUGACUGGCGAGGUCCUUGAGGUGGCCAAGGAUAUGGAGACCCGUAGCUACCGCGAGCCUCUCGGUGUGGUUGCGGCUAUCUGCCCUUUCAAUUUUCCUGCCAUGAUUCCCCUCUGGUGCAUCCCCAUUGCCACUGUCACUGGUAACACACUGAUCUUGAAGCCCUCUGAGCGUGACCCCGGCGCGGCCAUGAUCCUGGCAGAGCUGGCCAAGGAGGCCGGCUUCCCUCCCGGUGUUAUUAACAUUAUCCACGGCCAACACCGCACUGUGGACUUUAUCCUUGAUGAACCCGCUAUCAAGGCUAUCAGCUUCGUUGGCAGUAACCGUGCCGGCGAAUACAUCUACACCCGUGGCUCUGCCAAUGGAAAGCGUGUGCAGGCCAACCUAGGCGCCAAAAACCACGCUGCCGUUCUGCCCGAUGCCAACAAGAACCAGACCCUGAACGCCAUCAGCGGUGCUGCUUUUGGUGCUGCUGGCCAGCGCUGCAUGGCUCUGAGCACUCUUGUCACGGUGGGCGAGACCAAGGAAUGGCUUCCUGAGCUCGUUGAGCGUGCUAAAGCUCUUAAUGUCAAUGGUGGCUUCGAGGAAGGAGCCGAUCUGGGCCCUGUCAUCAGUCCCGAGAGCAAGAAGCGCAUUGAGGAUCUGAUUGCUAGUGCUGAGGCCGAGGGCGCUACCAUUCUGCUUGAUGGUCGUGGCUACACCCCGGAGAAGUACCCCAAUGGUAACUUCGUUGGUCCCACUAUCAUCACUAACGUGACCCCCGACAUGAAGUGCUACAAGGAAGAGAUCUUCGGUCCGGUCUUGGUGUGUCUGCACGUCGACACCCUCGACGAUGCCAUCGAGUUGAUCAACGCCAACGAGUACGGCAACGGUGCCGCUAUCUUCACCCGCUCCGGCUCCACUGCCUCACGCUUCCAGAAGGACAUCGAGGCGGGGCAACUUGGCAUCAACGUCCCCAUUCCUGUCCCUCUUCCUAUGUUCUCUUUCACCGGUAACAAGAAGAGUAUCGCCGGUGGCGGUGCCAAUACCUUCUAUGGCAAGCCCGGUUUGCAAUUCUACACACAGCAGAAGACCGUCACCAGUCACUGGAAGGCCGAGGAUGCCGUCAGCACUAAGGCCAACGUUGUGAUGCCUACACACUCUUGA
This is a messenger RNA of Penicillium chermesinum, 1767 nucleotides long. Its product is annotated as CoA-acylating methylmalonate-semialdehyde dehydrogenase. The record is from RefSeq and is a predicted model, not a curated record. Gene Ontology annotation, biological process: L-valine catabolic process; thymine catabolic process. Gene Ontology annotation, molecular function: malonate-semialdehyde dehydrogenase (acetylating, [NAD(P)+]) activity; methylmalonate-semialdehyde dehydrogenase (acylating, NAD+) activity. The coding region runs from base 1 to 1767 and encodes 588 amino acids. The transcript has 3 exons. Lineage: Eukaryota; Fungi; Ascomycota; Eurotiomycetes; Eurotiales; Aspergillaceae. Gene Ontology annotation, cellular component: mitochondrion.